AUGAAACAGGGUAAUGUCUCCAAGGCUGAUGCAUUUCUAACUAAUGAUACAACCAGGAUUUGUGGUGUUAGAGACUAUAUCGAGCCAGGCGUAACAAAUGUCACCGUUCAAUGGAAUGGAGCGAAUUGCACCAGAUCCUGUGAUUUCUAUGGAAACGAUCUAUCUCAUAUUGAAAUUUCACCAAAGGUCUGCGGUUUGAGAUGUACUCAAACGCAGGAAUGUACUCAUUAUACGUGGAGCUACACGAAUGGUGGUACUUGUUGGUUGAAAAAUGGUAAUGUCUCCAAAGAUGAUGCAAUUCCAACCAAUAAUCCAUCUAUGGUCUGUGGUAUUAGAGACGAUAGACAUCAAUGUGUAACAAUUUUCACCGUCGAAUGGAAUGAAUCGAAUUGGACCAGAUCCUGUGAUUUCUUUGGGAACGAUUUUUUGCGUGUUCAAAUUUCAUCAGAGCUCUGUGGUUUGAGAUGCGCUCAAACCCAACCAUGUACUCAUUAUGCGUGGAACAACGGGGAUGGUGGUACUUGUUGGCUGAAAAAUGGUAAUGUCUCCAAAGAUGAUGCAUUCUCAACUAAUAAUCCAACCGAUGUCUGUGGUAUUGUAAAUGAUGAUCAGCAAGAUAUAACGAACUCCAUUGUUCAAUGGAAUAAAAUGAAUUGGGCUAUGUCCUGUGACUUCAACGGGCAUGAUCUGUUUCACAUCAAAAUGUCAGCAGAACUCUGCAAUGAAACAUGUCUUCAAACGCAGGAAUGCACUCAUUAUACGUGGACAACGUUGAAUGGGGGUACCUGUUGGAUGAAACAGGGUAAUGUCUCCAAGGAUAAUGCAUUAGUAACUGAUGAUCCAACCAUGAUCUGUGGUAUAAUAACGAGUGCUAAAGGCCUAGAUACAAAGUAUUUUUGA
Molecule: messenger RNA, 900 nt
Organism: Rotaria sp. Silwood2
Lineage: Eukaryota; Metazoa; Rotifera; Eurotatoria; Philodinida; Philodinidae
Source: the annotation of a GenBank genome assembly